Messenger RNA from Camelina sativa (false flax), 1370 nucleotides. The record is from RefSeq and is a predicted model, not a curated record. Lineage: Eukaryota; Viridiplantae; Streptophyta; Magnoliopsida; Brassicales; Brassicaceae.
GCAUCCAAACACGAGGGUUACUCCCAAGAUGUUUUAUGUACUGGACAUGUUUUAUCUUUGGACACGACGCUUACUCCCAAGAUUUUUUUUGUCCUACUCUCCGGAGUCCGGAGACGUUUAGUUAAAGAGAAGAAAAUAGCCAACGGAUUUAGGGAUCUUACCGUUCUGCGAUUCACCGAAACAGAGAGUUAGAGACUUCAAUGGUGUCCCAAGGAAUGGUUUCUCUUACAAAGUCUCUAUGCACCAUGACUCCAAGAUUCCGUCUCAAGAACCCGAGUUUGAUGCAGAACCUUAAGACCCCCGGAUCUUGUCAUCUCCGUUUCAGAAACCUCCGUGUCUUAUGCACAACUAAACUCUCUCAGUGGGAACCAUCACCUUUCAUUCAUGCUUCUGCGGAAGAAGAAGAAGAAGCUGCUGCUGAUAUAGUAUUGGACAAAACCGCUAAUGUCUUCGAAUCUAUUGUAUCCGAGACUGCAGAGGAAGAAGAAGAAGAGAAACUAGAUUCAGCGCAACAACAGAAGAACUCUCAAGUUCAGGUACUUAAAUGGCCAAUAUGGCUUUUGGGUCCAUCUGUUCUCCUCACUAGCGGUAUGGCACCCACUUUGUGGCUUCCUCUGUCAUCCGUUUUCCUCGGUUCCAACGUGGUCAGUCUGCUUUCCUUGAUCGGUCUAGAUUGCAUUUUCAACCUCGGAGCAUCACUUUUCCUCUUGAUGGCUGAUUCUUGCGCUCGUCCUAAAGACCCAUCACAGUCCUGCACCAGCACACCACCGUUUAGCUACAAGUUCUGGAACUUGUUUUCACUCAUAACCGGGUUUCUCGUCCCAACGUUACUUCUCUUCGGAUCCCAAUCCGGCAUAUUAGCUUCUCUCCAACCCCAGCUUCCUUUCCUCUCGUCAGCUGUUCUCUUCUUCCCUUACUUCAUUCUCCUCGCGGUUCAGACAUUAACAGAGAUCCUCACAUGGCACUGGCAAUCACCGGUAUGGCUAGUCACACCAGUUGUCUACGAGGCUUACCGAAUCUUGCAACUGAUGAGAGGGUUGACACUUUGUGCUGAGGUCAACGCACCGGUUUGGGUGGUUCAUAUGCUUCGUGGGCUUGUCUCUUGGUGGGUAUUGAUCUUGGGAAUGCAACUCAUGAGAGUUGCUUGGUUUGCUGGUUUUGCAUCUAGAACAACAAGUCAGCAACCACCAUCUGUUGCUUCUAAGUAAAGACAGAUAUAUUAGAUGUUUUCUUCGUUUAGUUUUCAGAAGUCAUGUCAGACUACAUAUCUGUAACUCUUUCUACUCACUGUAUAGCUUUUAUUUAUUCGUGAGUUGGUGAUAAACUGAUAAUGAUAAAAACAUAUUCUAUAUUAUUCACUUUUUUUUUAA